Diabrotica virgifera virgifera (western corn rootworm) is the source of this 4333-nucleotide messenger RNA. Its product is annotated as mediator of RNA polymerase II transcription subunit 12-like. The transcript has 13 exons. The coding region runs from base 310 to 3918 and encodes 1202 amino acids. Gene Ontology annotation, biological process: alpha-tubulin acetylation. The record is from RefSeq and is a predicted model, not a curated record. NCBI's taxonomy places the organism in Eukaryota, Metazoa, Arthropoda, Insecta, Coleoptera, Chrysomelidae. Gene Ontology annotation, cellular component: microtubule. Gene Ontology annotation, molecular function: tubulin N-acetyltransferase activity.
UAAAGUGUAAAGAGUCUAGAAGCAGAAAUAAUUAUUUUCCUGCAACACAGCACGAAAACAGAAAACAGAAACAGAGUAAUCUAACCAUCUAACGGGUUAUCGUCACGCUGACUGGAGCCUACGCACGCAGUCACCUUUGUUUCUAAAACAAAAAUUUAACAUUAUAAAUGUCAAACAGUUAAUGAAAAAGUGUUGAUAUUCAAAAUUAAUCAUCGAAAAUAGUGUAAUUUUGCGUUUUUUAUUAAGAAACCGUGUGCCACAGUAACGAGAGUACUUUUUGUAUGCUAAAAGUGUGUUUUACAGUUAAAAAUGGAGUUUAACUACAACAUCAAUGAAAUAUUCAAGUCUCCAAUAGUGGAAAUUAAUCAUAGCCUUAUCCCACCUGGUUAUACAGGAGAUAGAAGGGCGUUAAGGGAUGUCGUAACCAAAGUAUCGGAUAUUGUGAAUGCGAUGGGAGAGGCUUCAGCGGCAGCUCAAGGACUCACCAAGCCAGUAACAACGGCAGACAGAUUAAGGAAUUCCGAACACAAGCUCUAUUUUCUCAUCGACAGCCAUGCGAACGGGGGAAGAGGUGCAGUUACUGGGAUGUUAAAAACCGGAAACAAAAGUUUAUACGUUUUUGAUAGAGAAGGAACUCAUUAUCAGGUCGCUCCGCCUUGUUUAUUGGACUUUUAUAUCCACGAAUCUCGACAGCGUACCGGUUUAGGGAAGCAACUCUUUGAAUAUAUGCUACACCGAGAAACCGUGGAACCUGUCCAGAUGGCAAUAGACAGACCUAGCGAGAAACUAUUGGGAUUUUUCAAAAAACAUUAUCAUCUCAGCGAACCCGUCAAACAGAUGAACAAUUAUGUUGUUUAUGACGGAUUCUUUCCUAGCAAAGAACACAUUACUCCUCCAGAAGCGGAAGUAGAAGAUGCCAGAAGUGUAACAAGCCUUAAGAAGAAUUCAGCUAAUGGGCUACAGGCUUUCCAGGUGGCUCCUUUGGGAAGAUAUGGAGCACCCAGACCACCUUGCAGCAUGGGACAGAUAAUACAUAACCAGUCAACUGUGGACCAACGAAAGGAGCCGGCAGGUGUUCAAUCCCUUCCCGCUACAAACUAUGCUGGUACGUCCUAUAGUCCUCAACCCAACUCGUACAAGACCCAAAGCACUCCCAAUAUGUAUUACGGACAUCAGUACCAAAACAACCCAAAUCAAUAUCAAAGUAACAUGGCUCCCACUCCCAACCAAGCUCAAGUUGAUUCCGCUAAUUUGCAAAAUUUAAACUACCAAAAUCAAAAUUAUUCUUAUCCUACUUCAAAUACCUUCAACACGACUCCAGUGAAUGUGAACGAAUAUCAGAAUCAAAUGAAUUAUGGUAGUUAUGCACAUCAACAAUCUGGUAAUGGUAAAUGGGCUAUGGGAGAUAGCCAGAAUAUCCAGACAGACCAACAGUAUCAGCAAACUGCUCCAACAAUAUCCCCCUCAAGAGUAGCCGAUGGAAUGAUUGAUCAUGGUCAAAUUGUAAAUAAAGAGCCCCUGAUUGCUUCAACACAAGAUCAAAGGGUUCCUCAAACUCUGAAUCAGCAGCAGUACAAUCCACCACAACCUCCACAAAUGACACAAUCGGCAGUUUAUCAACCUGUGCAUUCUACCUAUUCAGUACAAGGUUUAAGACAACCUCAAAUGUCGCAAACUGUACCCAACCUGAGUGUUCAACAACGAUACCCUACUGAUACACAACAGUCGCAAACGUACGUAAACCAACCAAAUCAACAAAAUAUCAUGGCAAAUCCCCAAGAGACGAUUCAAACACCUGUUGUUUCAAUGCAGCAGUGGAACCAGCCCCAAUCUUCGGUUGCUGUACCUCAACAGUACACCGCUCAACAAGUACAGCAAGAAAUUAAGUAUAACCCAUCCGUAGUGCCACCACCAAAUUCUUUUGAGAAUCAGAGGCAAUUUACACCACACCAAUCUCAUCAAGUAGCAGCUCCAACCCAACAGUAUCAUCCAGUUACCCCACAUGUUCAACGACAAAACGGAAUGGGUGAUCCCAACCACCAGAACCAGCCUUAUCAACGUCAAGGACAUCCACAGCAACAAUACUAUACUCAACAAGUGGCUACAUCUGGGGAUUCCAGACAGCAAUAUGUGCAAAGAGACCAAAACCAAGUUACUCAUUCAAACAUGAAACAGAGUGAAAAUACAAACCGUGUUGCAUCUACUCUUCAGAUGAGUCCAAAUGUAAAGCCAGAAUUGUCGAAGACUCAAAUUGUACCCGACACACCCCAAGCAAAUUAUGUACCUGGCAUAGGAGAAGCACGUACUGAGCAACAAUUCCAAACUCCCCUUAAUGCAGCUGGACAAACAAAUCUUCAGUAUUCACAAAACCAUCCUAAUUGGGAACAAAAUAGAACUGGUUCUGCACCACAGUCAGCACCAUAUAAUCAAAUAGAACAGAGAAAUGAACAAAGUAAAGUAAACCAGUUACCACAAGGAUACCAGUUUAAUAUUGGUCAUCAAAAGGUUGAAAAUCAGCCGCAAUCCGUUCAGCAGUAUCAAAAUAAUGAGCAAAGCUACCAAAACCAAGAAACUAUGUAUACCUCACGUGGAUUGAACCUAAAAGAUGCAUUUGGAAAAAAUUUGAACCAAUCAAAUAAUCAAAAUCCAGGAAAUGUCCAACCAAAUUAUCAAAUGAUGAAUGCUUCUAAUACUAAUACGUUUAAUACUCAAAGUCACAGUUUACCGGCACCCAAACAUACUGAAACUCAACAAAAUAUUGGUCAAAUUCAACCCACUUCAUCUUACCAGUAUGACCAGUAUUACCCACCACAGCAAAUUUCUUCCUCACCAAAUACAACACAAGAUCAAAACAUUACAUCUACUGGAGUAAUGCAACAACCACAUCAGACAAUAAACUUGCAAAGCACAGCUUAUCAUCCUCAACAAUUAGGACAACUUCAAGCACAAGGAAACCCUGCAUCUUCAGUUACAGCCACUACUUCAACUGCUGUUCAACAAACGUCAAUACCAGCAAAUCAAAUGCAACAAAAUUAUCAAAAUCAACCCACUACAGCUGAAUCAAACCAAACACAACCCAACAUCAGUACAUACCAAGACAAUUUCCGAAUCAGACCUAGUCAACACCAGUUAAACUCUCAACAGCGUUCCAUAUACACCCAACAAAAUAUUGGCCAGUAUUUGCAUUCUAAUGGCCCAUCCCAACCACAAGUACCCAGGUUAAUGCAACAACAGGCACCAGUGCUAAACACUAUACAGGAAGAUGUGCCUGCAACUACUGCUGGGCAAGUUGGGUACCAGCUAAAGCAACAUGAACAAAUUCAACCGAAUAAAGCUGGAGAUUAUUUGGCUCAGCCACUUUCCAACCCAUCAUUCCAAGGAAAUACUGCUGAGCAAGUUGGGUACCAGCUGAAGCAAUACGAACAAAUACAACCGAAGCAAGCAGGAGAUUAUUUGACACAGCCCCAGUCCAACCCAUCAUUCCAAGGAAAUACUUCUAGUCAAAUUGAGUACCAGUUGAAGCAACACGAACCCGUACAACCGAAGCAAGUGGGAGAUUAUUUGACACAGCCACAUUCCAACCCAUCAUUCCAAGGAAAUAAUGCUGGACAAGCUGGGUACCAGGUAAAGCAACACGAACAAAUACAACCGAAUCAAGCUGGAGAUUAUUUGGCAUAUGCACCUACUAACCCAUCAAUCCAGGGAGAUAUAAACCAGCAGACUAAACCAACUAAAUCUGCUGCUGAGUUAUUUAAGACGAAUGCUUUCGAACCGACUUCAAUUUCAAAACUGGCCAAACGGCACUUAAAUAAGAUAACACAGCCCACUGAAUGCGAUCUUGUAUAUGGCUACCCUCCCCAAAGAAAUGAGUCUUCUAUUUUUAACGCUCCGAUACCUAGUAUAAGACAGCGAUCUUAGAUCCUAAACAGAUACUCCUCUAGUUCCUCCUAAAUCCUAAAAUUCCCGGUUCCCUCAGGUAAAGUGUAAAGGCACGAAUAGCAUCCAAAUAAUCUUAAAAUAAACAAUAGACUUAAUAAAACAAUAUUCUAGUGAUGUACAAAACUCCGAAGUAAUACAACCCUCACCAGUUCAAAAGCUGGAACGGCCGCGUUCCCUCAUCAUCCAACAGGAACUCGUCAUCCAACAGGAAGAACCUCGCAAGGAAGACGAACAAGUCGAAGAAAAGGAACUAGAGGAUUUGGGUAACGAUUCUCCCGUCGAGGACGACGCUCCAGAUUCGUUGGAAGUGGACUUGGAGCUGAAGUUGAAGCUCCACGAAGGUGACAAAAUUAAAGUUAAGGGUACUACGGAAUGCUUCUUACACGGAGACGAG